GCAUUAGCCAAUAAGAAUGCCUAAAAUAUUCUUUGUACUACACAUUGCAAUAGAAACACUUGUGGUUCUCACAUUUCACGUGGCUUUCUCUUCUGGUGAGAUUCUGUCCCAGGCCAGGAGACAUUUCCUGCAAAGCUCCUUUUAAGAGCCUGCAUUGAAAAUGCAACCUUCCCAAGUGGUCAUUGUGUCUCAACCUGGGAGUGGUCCUCCAGUCCAAACCUCCAACUGGCACACUGGCCUGUGUGAUUGCUUCACCGAUUGCGAAGUCUGUCUUUGUGGAACAUUUUGCAUUGAGUGCCUUGCAUGUCAAGUUGCUGGUGACAUGAAUGAAUGCUGUCUGUGUGGAACAAGUGUCGCAAUGAGGACCCACUACCGGACCAAAUAUGGCAUCCCUGGAUCCAUCUGUGAUGACUGUUUGGUGACCCAUUGCUGUCUUCCGUGUUCUCUUUGCCAAAUGAAGAGAGACAUCAAAAGAAGGAUAGCCAUGCGUACUUUCUAAACAGCUAAUGGCAGAAAGCUCUUAUUGAAGCAACUAAAAUCAGCAGACACCUCUUCAGCUUAAGCACUUCUCCACCUUUUGCAACUGAAAUAUUAUGAACAAGUUUCAUCACAACAGAUGGGGAAAAAAAUCAAAUUUUUACACAUUUUAAAUGAAUGCUGUCCCUUAGUUUUGCUAAAUGGUCCACCUUAGUUUUCCCUCCCUUUCAUGCUAUCAAAUUUUCUGGCUUAUAAAUUUUGAAGAUUACAUUUGAAAUAUAAAUCUAAUAAAAGAUUUUGCUAUCAAGA
Molecule: messenger RNA, 786 nt
Organism: Trichechus manatus latirostris (Florida manatee)
Lineage: Eukaryota; Metazoa; Chordata; Mammalia; Sirenia; Trichechidae
Product: placenta-specific gene 8 protein-like
Exons: 5
Coding region: 161-499 (112 amino acids)
Biological process (GO): positive regulation of transcription by RNA polymerase II
Source: RefSeq, a predicted model, not a curated record